Molecule: messenger RNA, 1619 nt
Organism: Ilex paraguariensis (yerba mate)
Lineage: Eukaryota; Viridiplantae; Streptophyta; Magnoliopsida; Aquifoliales; Aquifoliaceae
Source: the annotation of a GenBank genome assembly
CUGGCUGCCAAAUAUUCUCUCUUUCUCUCUCUAUAAAUUGUUUUCUUCUGUUUCUUCUUGUUUUCUCCUUUCAGAGAAUACCCAUUUCUUCUUUCGUGAUGAUGAUUCCAAUGGAUUGAUUGGUUGAGCUCUUUAUUACCUCUGUAGACAAACCCACCAUGCAGACUUCAUCUGUGACUCAAGAAACCAGUAAUUCUUUUGGCUUUGUAUCCAAAUUGGGUCGCUAUGCAUUUGAUUUUAAGUUAAACAACUUAAAUUCAGAAGGGUACCCUUGUAUUUUGCCCAAUUUUUUGUACUUCGAUGGGUUUGGGAGUUGGGUUGGUGAAAAGAAGCCAAAGGUUGUGGCUUCUUUGAGUUUGAAUAGUAAAUGCUCUUCAAGUUUUCGAAGAAUUCUCAGUGAGUACAAUAAAGCCAUUAGGUUUCAUUGUGAGAGAAUCCCUCUUGGGUUUGCCUCGCUUGGUAAUCUUUCUGAAGAGAAUAAUGGGUUGAGCGAUAAUGGAAGUGGUGUUUUGGAGGGUGAGGGACUACCCUUAAAUGGAAUUGAAUCAGAUAAUCCGAAAAAGGUGCUCAUUUUGAUGAGUGACACUGGUGGGGGUCAUCGGGCUUCCGCAGAGGCCAUUAAGGCAGCGUUUAAUGAAGAAUUUGGUGAUGAAUAUCAGGUGUUUGUUACUGAUUUGUGGACAGAUCAUACUCCUUGGCCAUUUAACCAAUUGCCACGAAGUUAUAACUUCUUGGUGAAACAUGGGCCUCUGUGGAAAAUGACAUACUAUGCUUCUGCUCCUCGUCUGGUGCAUCAAUCCAAUUUUGCUGCUACAUCAACUUUUAUAGCUAGAGAGGUUGCUAAAGGUUUGAUGAAAUACCAGCCAAAUAUUAUUAUCAGUGUACAUCCUUUGAUGCAACAUGUUCCGCUUCGUAUCUUGAGGGCAAAGGGUCUUUUGAAGAAGAUUGUGUUUACCACUGUUAUAACAGAUUUAAGCACUUGUCAUCCUACUUGGUUUCAUAAACUUGUAACAAGAUGCUACUGCCCAUCUGAAGACGUGGCCAAGAGGGCAUUGAAAGCUGGCCUUCAGACUUCUCAAAUUAAGGUUCAUGGCCUUCCUGUGCGGCCUUCCUUUGUGAAGCCUGUGCGACCAAAGGACGAAUUGAGAAAGGAGCUUGGAAUGGAUGAGGAUCUUCCAGCUGUAUUGGUGAUGGGUGGUGGGGAAGGGAUGGGUCCCAUUGAGGCUACUGCUCGGGCACUUGGCAAGGUGUUAUAUGAUGAGGCUCUUGGCGAACCAAUUGGUCAGGUCCUUGUGAUAUGUGGCCACAAUAAAAAGCUCAGCAGCAGAUUGCUUUCAAUUGACUGGAAGAUUCCUGUACAGGUGAAGGGGUUUGUCACUAAAAUGGAGGAAUGUAUGGGUGCUUGUGAUUGCAUUAUCACUAAGGCUGGUCCAGGGACUAUUGCAGAAGCUAUGAUCCGAGGACUCCCCAUAAUUUUAAAUGAUUACAUUGCUGGACAGGGUAAUGUAUAUUCUACCAGUGCUCUUUUGGAUGAAAUAAUUGCUGUUUCUGAUGGACUUCAUGUCAGGGAAGAGUCGCUAGAUGUUAGAAAGAAGUUCCUUUUUUUGGAGAUGAUGUAA